Messenger RNA from Macrosteles quadrilineatus (aster leafhopper), 1944 nucleotides. RefSeq lists its product as uncharacterized. The coding region runs from base 4 to 1866 and encodes 620 amino acids. The record is from RefSeq and is a predicted model, not a curated record. NCBI's taxonomy places the organism in Eukaryota, Metazoa, Arthropoda, Insecta, Hemiptera, Cicadellidae. The transcript is spliced from 12 exons.
UGUAUGAAGGAAAAAGGUUACGACCCAAGGAAGAACAAGAUGAGUGUGUUGGACGAACAUUUCCGGCUUACUUCUGAACUGAACCCUACAAAGAGAUAUGGAGUCAACCUCAGAGACAGACACAAGGAGAUUAACAUUGAUGGAGAUGUCUGUGACUUGGCGUACACCCCCACCAGCAGACCUGUGUUUGACUUUCACAAAGCUUCUCAACCGAAGAAACAAACAGAGCUUUGUGUCCGGGAAACACGGUGGACAAUGGACAACUUGGUCAAACUACAUCAGGACUUGCAGAAACUACGAGCCAGGUCAUCCAAAGCGGAGACAUUCUUUGCUCAAGUUGAACAUCGACCUAAGUCUUCCGCUCGUCCAGAAACUCAGCAUCUGCCGAGCUCUCAACCACCGAUGACAGACGAGUCAUUGUACCAGGCGGCCAUCUUGAUACAACGAGUUGUCCACAGCCGAUCUAUGCAGGCGCUGAUGCAGCACAAACGACAUUUCUGGAAGGAGUUGAUGCAGGAAAUUAAGACUCCUGGAGCUUGUGAACCUGAAAGGACAGAAUCUGCAGACAAACAUAUCCUUCAGACUAGACUGGCUGGUGUUUUGGAUAACCUUAUUGGUCUGAACGUGGGAACCAGUAUUGGACAGACUUUGUACCUCUUGGCCACUGAAUUGUUAAGGUUCAAGAAUGAAGGUGUCGCACACUCGCAGGCGCUACAGGCCGAGGCUGCCAGGUGGCGUAGAGAGCUGCCUGAGGAAGGUAGACGGCAACGAGAGAUGAGGCGGCGUGAGGAACACAACCUCAUGUUCACCCAGUUGUUGGAAGUCUACCAAGAGUCAAUCAACGAUUUCCUGACAGGAUUGGUGACACAGGCUCGUGAGGACGAGGCUAAGCUACAAGCUUACGAGCAUGGCAAAGAAGUAGCUCGCCUUGCUGAACUGGACAGACUGAGACUGCUAGAGCCAGUGCCAGAGACGCCGGUGUCAGCUGACUUGUUGUUCCAGCUAAUUGCUCCGGAAGGUCUACGAGAUCUGACUCACACUUGUCUGUUGAUCCUCAAACAAAAGUAUCAAGAGGCUCGGGACACGUUGGUGAGUCUAGGACAGGCCGAUCCUCUCCCCGAGGACAACUCUCGGACACCUUCACAAGAGACUCGGGAGUCAGUGAUGGAGCAAAGGGACAAGUCAGGCGUUGAGGGAGUAUUGAGUGAAAUAGUGGUGGAUCAACUGAAAGAGAUGGGAGGGUCAAGAGAAUAUCUUGAGGAGGUACAAGAGUCAACCUCUUCUGGGAUAACCGUCAUGGAACAGACUUCUGAUGGUUUAUCUGAAGUACCUAACAUGGAGUGUCGCAAGUUUGGUCUUCAAGGUGCGUCAGAGUCUGGCAGUGCUGAGGAGAGACUAGUGGCUCGUGUCAUGAGAGACAUGUGCUAUGUAGCCGGGUCACUGUUACAUACAGCUGCUAAGAUACUAAACAGAGCUGUUCAUUUGGCGGGUAUUCCACAAGAGAGUUUUAAUGAGGCAUUGAGAAGAACAACACUUGUAAUCAAUGGAGCACUUCAACAGGUCAUCAGUUUGAUCUUGCCAAAGAAACCUGAGGAAAAGGAACAGCCUGUCUCUGAAGAACUCAUAAGAGAGGCUUCAAAAAUAGUGGAUGCAAUUUUGCAGAAAGCAAAACACAGAAUUUCUGAAAUGAAAGAGGGAGAGCGACAGAAAAUGGCUGCUAACGAUGCAGAAAAUCAAGCCAAAGUUCUUGUUGAAGAUGUAAUAAAUGAAGCCCAGCAAAAAGUACUGCGGAUAGUUGUGGAAGACUUUCUGGCCGAUUUAAUCCAAGAGGCAAAAAUCAAAGUUCAAAUAGUAAAUGAAAGUUAAAAAAUGUUCUAUGUGUGGGGCCUUUUAUUAAAUAUAACCUAAAACUGAAUAAAAUCAAUAUUUAUUUAUUAUACAAUA